AGUUCAGUUGGUAUCCACUUCCCCUCUUCCUUGUCGUUGCUCAUAGCAGAAUGAAUAUUGGACAGCUCAACGACCUCUUCAGUAUCAAGGUUGAUGGUAUCGAUGAGAGAGUACGUAAGGAUGAUCUCCGAGAGGCUUUCUCGAAGUUCGGUGAGAUCGGAGAUGUAUUCAUUCCACUUGAUCGAUAUACUGGUGUCAGUAGAGGGUUCGGCUUCGUCAGAUUCUAUGAGCGUCGUGAUGCUGAGGAUGCCAUACGUGAUAUGGACAAUAAGGAAUUCCAAGGAUGCCGCAUAACAGUAGCCGCUGCCAUGUAUAAUAAGGAGAGUAGUUAUGGCAAGGGUGGUAAGGGAUAUGGCAAGGGCGGCUAUGGUGGUGGAUACGGCGGUGGACGCUAUGGUGAUCGUUCUUAUGACCGUUAUGAUGAUCGGUAUGGCGGUGAUAGUCGCUACACUAGCUCUGGUCCUUCUUAUGGAGGAGCAGACCGUCGUGGCUCAUCGAGAGACAGGAGAAACUCGAGAGACCGUUCCCGAUCUCCGUAUGAACGCCGUCGUAACGACAGUCGUAGCCGCAGUCGUAACAGUGAGAAUCGUACCAGUCGUAGACGCGAGGAUAGCCGAAGUUUUUCUCGGAAUGAUGAUGCUGAUGACAGUCGUAGUGAUCGUUAGAGUCUGAGAUGUCUUCUAGCUUGCUAGGGACAUACUAGCUAACACAAACGUCCUACUACUACUACUAUAGAUCAGCCUUUGUUGGGUUAUGAGACCGUUGAUCAUCAAUCACAGUAUGAGUAGCAACUUGGUGACACUCUUACGUUAAUGAUUGUACUGAUAAUACUACCUCCCAUCUCUGGCACCAUCACUUACACCAG
Perkinsus marinus ATCC 50983 is the source of this 865-nucleotide messenger RNA. Its product is annotated as serine/arginine rich splicing factor, putative. The coding region runs from base 51 to 665 and encodes 204 amino acids. Lineage: Eukaryota; Perkinsozoa; Perkinsida; Perkinsidae. Gene Ontology annotation, molecular function: RNA binding. The transcript is spliced from 6 exons. The record is from RefSeq and is a predicted model, not a curated record.